Molecule: messenger RNA, 870 nt
Organism: Cornus florida
Lineage: Eukaryota; Viridiplantae; Streptophyta; Magnoliopsida; Cornales; Cornaceae
Product: transcription factor bHLH162-like
Exons: 3
Coding region: 98-628 (176 amino acids)
Biological process (GO): regulation of transcription by RNA polymerase II
Cellular component (GO): RNA polymerase II transcription regulator complex
Molecular function (GO): DNA-binding transcription factor activity, RNA polymerase II-specific; RNA polymerase II transcription regulatory region sequence-specific DNA binding; protein dimerization activity
Source: RefSeq, a predicted model, not a curated record
UCUAAUUAGAUUCCUUCUUGGUGUACUCUCUGAGUUUUUUGCUUCUGUGUUUGUUCUGCACACAGAGAGAGAGAGAGUGAGAGAAGUGAAAUUAAGGAUGAAGAAGGGUAAGAGUAGUGCUAGUUCUGAGAAAAUAGAUAGGAAGACUGUGGAGAGGAACAGGAGGAUUCACAUGAAAGGGCUUUGCUUUAAGCUCACUUCUCUCAUUCCUUCCCACCACUUCAAACCCUCCAAGGACUUGCUAUCACAGCAAGACCAGCUUGAUCAGGCUGCUGCGUACAUAACGCAGUUGAAAGAAAGAAUAGAUGAACUAAAGCAGAGUCGAGAAGCAUUGCGCAACAACGAUAUUGUCAGAGAUUCGAUGAAGAUUGGCCUUAGACUGCCAAUGGUUGAAUUAAGAGACUUGGGUUCGAGCAUAGAAGUGGUUUUAAUAAGUGGAUUGGAAAAGAACUUUUUGCUCUAUGAAGUUAUUAGCAUUCUUGAGGAAGAAGAAACUGAAGUGGUGAGUGCUAGCUUUUCUACUGUGGGUGAUAAGGUGUUCCACACUCUCCAUGCUAAGGUGAAAGUUUCAAGAGUUGGUGUGGAGAUUUCAAGGAUACAUCAGAGGUUGCAGGAACUUAUGAGCUGAAUUUUUGUUCCAAAAUUUUAUUUUGGAGAUUUUUCAGUGGAAAUUAUAGUAUGAGUUUCCACUUUGUUAGCUGUUGUCUUUUGAUUUUAAUAUAUAUAUAACAUAGUAUAAUCAAGGGAUCAAGUUCCUGCAGUCAUGAGUGUAUGCUCCUUCAUAUAUUUUUAGGGAUAAUAAUCCUUGAUGAAUGUUUGUAAUAAGUUGAAGUUAUAAUUAUCCUAAUUAAGUGGCAUAUAUUCUAUUAA